Messenger RNA from Diorhabda sublineata, 1668 nucleotides. Its product is annotated as fatty acyl-CoA reductase 1-like. The record is from RefSeq and is a predicted model, not a curated record. NCBI's taxonomy places the organism in Eukaryota, Metazoa, Arthropoda, Insecta, Coleoptera, Chrysomelidae. Gene Ontology annotation, biological process: long-chain fatty-acyl-CoA metabolic process. The transcript is spliced from 8 exons. Gene Ontology annotation, molecular function: alcohol-forming very long-chain fatty acyl-CoA reductase (NADP+) activity. Gene Ontology annotation, cellular component: peroxisome. The coding region runs from base 119 to 1636 and encodes 505 amino acids.
GAUCGCGAAAUUAACAUAGAUUUUAACCCUUAUUACAAUACAAUAGUUUAUUGUUCCCACACGAAUGCCUAAAGUUAAUAUCAUUUUCUUACUUUGUUUUAUUUGAGUGUUAUCGAAAAUGGCUGCGAAUCUAGAACUAAGUGAAAUCCAACAUUUUUAUAAAAACAGCACGUUUUUAUUAACGGGCACAACGGGAUUUGUAGGAAAGUUGAUUUUGGAAAAAAUAUUAAGAACUUUGCACCCCCAACGUAUCUACGUUUUGAUAAGAGAUAAAGAUGGAAAAAGUGCCGAAGAACGUUGUGCCGAAAUGUUUGAUUCAUUGGCGUUUGAACCUCUUAAAAGGAGCGAUGCUAAUUUUUUUAAGAAGGUGACUUUGAUUCGAGGCGAUUUACAAGAACCAGAUUUAGGUUUAUCGGUAGCUGAUAAACAGCUAAUAAUAAACGAAGUAAGAUGUUUUUUCCAUUGCGCAGCUGCUUCUAAGCUUUCUGAAAGUUUAAAAAAUGCCACGUCUGUUAAUGUAAGAGGAACUAUUGCACUGUUAGAUAUUGCCAAAGAAAUAAAAAAUAUCAAGACGUUCGUAUAUCUUUCAUCCAUUUAUUCAAAUUUUCCAAAAUUUGAAGUACACGAAGUGUUCUAUGAACCAGCGAUCGCAGCAGAGGAUUUGCUAAAAAGUUUGGAAAACGUCAAUGAAGAUGGCGCUAAGUCAAUGCAGCAACAAUUACAAGGAGAUUGGCCAAAUGCUUAUACAUUUACUUUGAGCGUUGUGGAAGAUUACAUAAAAAGGAAAUCAAAAGGAUUACCAGUUACGAUCGUUAGACCCUCUUUACUUUUACCAUCUGAAUCGGAACCAAUAACCGGUUUUGUUGAUAAUAUUAACGGACUCUAUGGAGACACAGUAACUUAUGCUUUAGGUGUUAACAAGGUUAAUUAUUAUAAUAGUGGAAUUCUAGAUGUUAUACCAGCUGAUUAUGUAGUUAAUCUUUCUAUCGCAUCUGGAUGGUACGCUGGAUUACAAAAGCUAAGGCUACAAAGAGGUGACGUCAGUACCGUUGAUGCUAAUAUAUAUCAUUGUAUAACCUCACAAGAAAAACCUAUCACAACUGAUGACUGGUUUGAAGUAAUACAUACGGUAACAAGAGAAGUUCCAUCUGUAAAAAUGAUCCAAUUGCCGAUACAAUUUAAUACGUCAUCUUAUUACGUUUAUAAAUUUUUGACGUUCUUUUUGCACGUGUGCAUGGCUUUUCUAUGUGAUUUAGGAUUAAAAUUAGCAGGAAAAAAACAAUCAAUAAUGAGCAUGUACGACAAAAUUCAUCAAACACAAGAACUUUUUAGUCCGUAUUUAUUGAAACAAUGGUAUUUUUCUAAUGAUAAUACACAAAAAUUACUCAAACGACUCUCCUUCAAAGAUAGAUCUCUCUUCAAUUUCGACAUAUUCAAUUUGAACUGGGAGGCUUAUUUUGAUAGUUAUUCUAAAGGCAUUAGAGUUUAUUUGCUCAAGGAUCCCAUGUCAACUUUAACAGAAGGGAAAGAGAAGCAGAAAAAGAAGCUGAUAAGUCAAAUUCUUUCCGCUUCGAUAUUAACAAUAAUUUUAUAUGUAAUUAGUAAAUUUAUCUUAUUCAGAGUUUUGUUAAAAUAAGUUACAAAUAGGAAAUAAACAUUUGCUCACAA